CACGAACUCCGCGGUUUUGUUCCCGGACAUUUACUUUUUAUACAUUUUUCUUGGAAACUAAAGCAGACUUGAAGGAGUUGCAGUGACAACUGCGGGGAGAAGCACGAGAUUCGGCAUCGUCAGACCAUCUUCUCGUAGCCCCACACUAAGUACUCGACAUGUACCGGCUCUUAAGAAUCCGGGGUGCACCGCACUGGCCGUCAACGAAUCUCCAAACCUGUGUCACUUGUAAUCUCCGACGACAAGUCGCAUUGUUACCUCUAAAUAACUUUCAACGAAGAUGUAACUCGUCUAUGAUAAACAAUCACACAUUGAGUGCCAAGGGGAGAAGGAAGCUGAAAAAAAUUACCAAAAAGUAUGCCGAACUCCUUGAAGUCACAGAGUCUACUUCAAAUAAUAGAAAAGCUUCUGUACAAAAACUCAACUCACAACAACUGUCCCUAUUUGUUAAUCAGCCUGACAUAACUUUGGAUAAGUUGCAUACGAUGAGUAAUAAACGCAAUGUCGGAGCAUUACCUAAAACUCAUAGUUCAGAAACUACAGCUAUGAACCAAAGGCCUGACAUUUCUGAUACAAGUUUUUCUGAAUUUUCUAAAGUUUUUAAUAUCAAUGUAAUUCACCAAGACGAUGCAGAACUUUUUAUUGAAGAUUUAAAAGCAUCUGGCAUCACGGAUGAAUCUGUGAUAAUUAAAAGUGCUUCUUUAGUAGAUAAUUCCUUCAAGUCUGAUGCAGAUGCAAAUUUACAAAGUACCGUGGAAGAAGAAAUAAGCAUAGAACCAAAUCACCCCGAAGAAACCACUAGUGACAAAGAACAGAAAGCCAAAGAAGCUUUAAUUUAUCAAGAAAAAAUGAAACAGUUCAAUAAAGCCGUGUUAAGUUAUGUUAAUGUUUGUGUGAAUAGCGAUGUACCUUUUUCUCAAGAUGAUUUAUUUAAAUGGAAGAAAAAUAUAAAGUAUCCUGAGAAGGUUCAUCUCAAUGAUGUAUCUGUUUUUAACGCUUACAUGGAAAAACUCGCUUUGAAAGGAAAUUUGAGAAACAUACUAAAAAUUUUAGAAGAAUUAAGAAGCAUAGGUAUUGACCUUAAUGUCCAGACCUACACAUAUGUUUUUGAUUGCGUUGGACGGAUGAAAGGAAAUGUUGAUAAAAAAUUAGAAAUACUAAAAAAAAUUGAAUUGGAAAUGCGCAACGACAAUGUCACUUUGAACGAUAUAGUUACGAAAUCUAUAUUUUUACGGGAUCAGAGAAAAUAUGUCGAAAAUACGGUAAAACUACUGAAUAAGGAUUUCCAACCAGUCUAUGAUGACAUAUUAGAUACAACAUAUGAUUGUAGAAUAUUAGAAAAAUUGUCAGAAGAUUCUGCUACACCAUCCAGUACUGUUGGAAAACUGUUGAGUCUAAGUGAUCUGGAAACUCGAUUACACAAACAAAUAAAAACAGAAAUGGAAGGCCAUGUUACAGUUAAAAAUAUUUCCAAAAAAAAUUCAUCAGUAAAAAAUGAUGCUUUUUGGAAAAAAAGAUUGGCGCAAUUGGAAAAAAACUGGGAAAAACAAGCUCUGCUUGCAUUUAAAAGAAAUCUGCGGUCCUUAAAGUGCGAAGAAAAGUUUACUAGUAGGUCGAGAAAAAUACUUUUACAUCCGUAUUUAUCUCUAUCAAAACCGGAUGACUAUAUCAGUAUUUUAAUGAGAGAAGUAAAAAAAAUAGGAAUGGGUUCAGAAACGUUUAGUCUCCCAUACAACUCGUUGUGUCAAAAUCUGGGAGCUCAGGUGCAUAAAAUGUAUGAGGCUAAAAUAAAGAAAUCCAAUGGAGUGAUUGAUAAAACGAUUGAAGUGUACUCACAGUAUUGUGAUUGGUUUUUGAAACGAGAUGAUAAACUCAACAGCCGUACCAAAUGGACGUUACUGGAACGCGAAGCGAAUAAACAUGGAGUAACGUUAAAUUUCGAAAUACCUGUUUGGCAAUACAACAUAAACUAUAACAUUGGAAAAUUUUUGUAUAAUAUCAUAACAAAUGAUCUAACAAUAGAUUUAAGACCCAAUAAGAUGGAUAGAGGACGAAAAAUUAAUGCAAUUUCAAAAACUCUCAGGCAGUAUGGUGUAAAACGCGUCUUUGCGAUCAAGCCACAUCCCGAACUUGUAAAAAUUUACCAAAACUCAAACCCAGAGACAUUAACUUUUGAUACUACCCUUGCACCAUCAAUAUGUCCUCCACGUCCGUGGAGGUCUAUAUAUAAUGGGGGAUACCUCGUGACAAGAACCGAUAUUGUUAGAGUAUCUUACAUGGGCAAUCAACAGUGGGACAGAUUAGUCAAUGCACCACCUCGAAAAUUGUAUCCAGCUCUUGAUAGCUUGAAUCAGUUAGGAUCCAUACCGUGGGCUGUCAAUACAGAGGUUCUCGAUGUAGCUAUCAAAGUUUUUCAAGAUAACGGCUCCGUUGAAUUGAACAUACCUCAACCGCCUUGGGUGCUGGCUUUUGUUCCGCCCCCGUCUAAAGAUGCCAGUAAUGAAGAAAAGAAACGAAUUUUCAAUGAAAGGAAGGAACUGGAUAGAAAAAAACGUGAUAUGUAUUCUUUGUGGUGUGAUGCUCUGUACAGAUUGUCCUUAGCAAAUCAUUACAGAGAUGAAAUAUUUUGGUUACCCCACAAUAUGGAUUUUCGCGGGCGCGUAUACCCAAUACCACCGCACCUAAAUCACUUGGGUUCAGAUAUGGCUAGAUCAAUGCUUGAAUUUGCUUUGAAAAAGCCACUGGGACCUAAAGGCCUUGAUUGGUUGAAGCUACACUGCAUCAAUUUGACCGGUUUUAAAAAGAAAGAAUCGCUUAGAGAACGACUAAUUUUUGCCAACGAAAACAUAGACAAAAUUCUUGACAGUGCUGAAAAUCCUUUGACAGGUCAAAAAUGGUGGGCCACGUCGGAUGAGCCAUGGCAAACUCUGGCUGCAUGCAUGGAAAUAGCAGCAGCACUAAAAUCACCAAACCCGGAAAAAUUUAUGUCAGGAUUUCCAAUUCAUCAGGAUGGUAGCUGCAACGGUCUUCAGCAUUAUGCAGCUCUAGGUAGAGAUCAAAUAGGUGCCGAAAGUGUAAACUUACACCCUUGCGACACUCCCCAAGAUGUAUACAGCAGUGUUGCUGCAAUGGUCGAUGAAAGACGACAGGAGGAUGCCAAGAAUCCAUCCUGUCCGUACAACGAGACUGCCAAUGUCUUGGAAGGCUUCAUUAAAAGAAAAGUAAUCAAGCAGACAGUUAUGACAACUGUUUACGGGGUCACGAGGUAUGGUGCAAGAUUACAAAUAGCCCGUCAGUUGAAGGACAUGGAUGAUUUUCCGGAUAAGCACGUGUGGAAGGCUUCUAUGUAUCUGGUAACCAAAACAUUCCAAACUUUGAGGACAAUGUUUAAAAGUGCGCGAGAAAUCCAGGACUGGCUGACAGAGUGCGCCGGCCUCGUUUGCAGUAUACGUGGUGAAAACAUGGAGUGGAUAACGCCACUGGGGCUGCCGGUAGUGCAGCCUUACAGCAAGAUAAGUUCUAUGUCGCAAAAGGGUAAAAGUACCUAUCCAAUAUUCACUCCGGAUAUUUACAGGAGGCCAAACGCACUGAAGCAGAAAAACGCCUUUGCGCCAAACUAUAUCCACUCUUUAGACUCCAGUCACAUGAUGCUGACCAGCAUACACAUUGAACAUGCUGGUUUGACGUUUGUGUCUGUUCACGACUGUUAUUGGACCCACCCCUGUACCGUCGAAGUUAUGAAUAAGAUAUGUCGGGAACAGUUCGUUGCGUUACAUUCAGAGCCGAUUCUCGACGAUCUUUCAAAGUUCCUCGCUGAAAAGUUUGGGUAUCCCGAAGUUGAACUCAAUGAAAACGACGGGGACAAAGGGACAAAAGAUAAAAGUCUUGUAUUUGUGCGAAAAAAGAUGAAUACUACUUUGAAAAAAGUACCUAAUCAAGGAGCUUUUGAUCUUAAUGGAGUUUUAUCUUCAACUUACUUUUUCAGUUGAUUUUGAUCAACAUAAAAAAUGUAAAAUGGUGAACAAUUGAUAAACUCUUCAAAUACUUAGCUUGUGAUUAUUACACAUCUCAAAGCUUGAUCAUUAGUUAUUAGGUUUUUACUGUACAUCACGAAUUUGCGAUUAGAUUGCCCAAAUGAAAAUUGUUUUAUACAGUUGGGUUUUU
This is a messenger RNA of Copidosoma floridanum, 4164 nucleotides long. RefSeq names its product mitochondrial RNA polymerase (gene mtRNApol). Gene Ontology annotation, molecular function: mitochondrial promoter sequence-specific DNA binding; protein binding; DNA-directed RNA polymerase activity. Gene Ontology annotation, cellular component: mitochondrial DNA-directed RNA polymerase complex. Lineage: Eukaryota; Metazoa; Arthropoda; Insecta; Hymenoptera; Encyrtidae. The record is from RefSeq and is a predicted model, not a curated record. Gene Ontology annotation, biological process: mitochondrial transcription.